AUGAUUCUCCGGUUCGUGAGCAAAGAGGGCCAGUUCCGUCUCACCGUCGAGCCCACGACCACCUUCCCAGAGAUCCUGCCUCAGGUGGCGGAAAAGCUGCCGAAGAACGUCGACCUUGCGAGUGUCGCUGUCAGCAAUAAGCCCCAAGGAGGAGAUGCCAGGAAAGUGGCGUCGCUGAAGGGCGUGAGCUUCGAGCAGGUCGGGCUAUUACACGGCGCGCAGCUCUUUCUGACUUUCGACGAGCAGUCGGCGACAUCGAAUGGCACACUUGCAGCUCCAGCAGGAGCGGCCCGCCUGAAUGGCAAGGCCGUCGAGCAGUCCGACAUGCCCGCGGUGCCCCUCGGCGGACCCACACAGCUGAUCAAGAACCCGUGGGAGGUGGUCAAGCAGUCCCCGCUCGACGAUCGCCUCGACAAGCUGGAUGGCAAGGUCGCCCGGAAGCGCGACGUGCGGAUGUGCACCCACGGACCCAAGGGCAUGUGCGACUACUGCAUGCCGCUAGAGCCCUACGACACAGGCUACCUUGCCGAGAGGAAGAUCAAGCACCUCUCGUUCCACUCGUACCUGCGCAAGGUCAACUCUGCAAAGAAUAGGCCAGAGCUUGGCAGCUCGUAUAUUCCGCCGCUCAACGAACCAUACUACCGCGUGCGGCCAGACUGCCCAUCAGGCCACAAGCCGUUCCCUGACGGCAUCUGCACAAAGUGCCAGCCCAGCGCCAUUUCGCUCAAGCCACAAGAUUACCGCAUGGUCGAUCACGUCGAGUUCGCGUCGAUACAAGUCGUUGACGAUCUGAUCAACUUCUGGAGAAACACAGGGUGUCAGCGACUGGGCUUCUUGUACGGUCGCUACGAGGAGUACACCGAGGUGCCGCUGGGCACGAAGGCUGUCGUCGAGACCAUAUACGAGCCGCCACAGGUCAACGAGCCGGACGGUAUCUCGCUGAGCGACUGGGACAACGAGAAGGAGAUUGACGAGAUCGCUGCACAAUGCGGGCUUCAGAGGGUUGGCGUGAUCUUCACGGAUCUCCUGGAUGCGGACAAGGGCGAUGGCUCAGUCAUCUGCAAGCGUCACGCAGACUCAUACUUCUUCUCAUCGCUUGAGAUCACAUUCGCGGCACGAUACCAGGCAAAGUACCCUCGACCAUCAAAGUGGAGCGAAACAGGGCAGUUUGGGUCGAACUUCGUUACUUGCGUCAUCAGCGGUGAUGCAGAAGGGCAGAUUGGCAUCUCAUCGUACCAGGCGUCAAAUGCAGCAGUAGAGAUGGUACGCGCCGAUCUCAUCGAGCCCUCAGCUGAGCCAUCGGUCAUGCUGGUACAAGACGAGGACGACAACGAAACACUGAACCGAUCGCGAUACAUCCCCGAGGUCUUCUACCGACGGAUCAACGAGCACGGUGCCAACGUGCAGGAGAACGCCAAGCCGGACUUCCCUGUCGAAUACCUGCUCCUCACACUCACACACGGCUUUCCUACCCAGCCAAAUCCUCUGUUCACUGGCGGGAAGUUCCCGAUCGAGAACCGCGAAAUCAUGGGCGAGAUGGCUGAUGUCUCAGCACUGAGCAAGUCGCUCAACGCAAAGGCGAAUGGGCUUGCGCUCAACACGACGAGUGGCCUCAACGCUAUCUCCAACUUCCACCUCCUCUGCUUCAUUCGCAAUCUAGGCAUACUCUCAAAGGAUGAAGAGUCUCUACUCUUCAAGGUCGCGUCGACUCACGACGCAUCAGAAGGUUCAGCACUCCAGCACACAGGAGGCUGGGCGACGUUAUUAACGGUUCUCAAAGAAAGCGGUGAGCGCCCCCCUAAACGAUCUCAUUACACCUCGCAUUCGUCUUCUUCUGCUUCGCAUUCCGCCAUUAGGGGGGCGGCUCAUCGCAACAUUGCGCGACAGCCCUCCAAUGGCUCCGACUCCGAUUCUGUACAGCUGGCUAAGAGGUUGAAGGCUAGUGACUUGAGGGGAAAGCACGACAGCAAGCUGCUGCUCAAGCCAGCUCAUCCAAAGGUCCGUCCACAAAGCAGCAGCCGGACCGCCUGCAGCCAUGGGUCGAGAAAUAGUAUAGUCUCCGCAAAAUUGUCUCCGCGUGCUACGAAAGCUGACGGCCACAGCCGUCCCAAGACUCUCUCAGAAGUCACAGCACAAGACAACACUAUCCAGAUCCUCUCGCGCACGCUCCAAUCCUCCAAUCUCCCGCACAUGCUCUUCUACGGCCCUCCUGGCACAGGCAAGACGUCCACAAUUCUCGCUCUCGCGAAACAGCUCUACGGCCCUGAACUGUUGAAGUCGCGUGUCCUCGAACUCAACGCCUCCGAUGAGCGCGGCAUCAGCAUCGUGCGCCAGAAAGUCAAAGACUUUGCACGCCAGCAGCUCAGCACUGCGCCCACAUACAACGUUAUGACUGAAGACAAAGAUGGCGGUGAGGGUAAGAUGGUGCGGUAUCGAGACAAGUACCCAUGCCCGCCGUUCAAGAUCAUCGUGCUGGACGAGGCGGAUAGUAUGACACAGGAUGCGCAGUCCGCGCUGAGACGAACGAUGGAGACAUACAGCAGGAUGACGAGAUUCUGUCUGGUCUGUAACUACGUCACGCGAAUCAUCGAUCCGCUGGCGUCGAGGUGCAGUAAGUUCCGCUUCAAGAGCCUGGAUCAAGGGAACGCGGUCAAGCGCGUGGACGACAUUGCGAGGCUGGAAGGCGUGCCGCUCGACCAGGGCGUCAGCGAGGAGCUGGUCCGCGUCUCAGACGGCGAUCUAAGGAAAGCCAUCACUUUCCUCCAGUCCGCGGCCAGACUCGUAGGCGCUACACAGACUGCGAAAGAGUCGGGGAGGAAAGGCAAGCCGGUGAUUGAUAACGACGAGAUGGAUGUUGAUUCCGACGCAACGCUGGUCAACAAGCACACUGUCUCCCUGCAGGCCAUUGCGGAAAUCGCAGGCGUCAUUCCUGCCUCCACCCUCGACACGUUCUCCGACUCGCUGUUUCCCAUAAGCUCGAGCCGGAAUAUACGGUACAGUGAGAUUGCGAAGGUGGUGGAGAACAUGAUUGCAGAGGGGUGGAGCGCGAGCCAGACAGUUGGCCAGCUGUACGAGCAGGUCAUGUUCGAUGAGAGAGUGGAGGACGUCAAGAAGGUGCGAUUAGCAGGCGUGUUCAGCGAGACAGACAAGAGGCUUGUUGAUGGUGGAGACGAGCAUCUUGCAGUCCUGGACCUGGGGAUCAGGGUUGCUGGCGUAUUGUGCGGUGCUUGA
Didymella exigua CBS 183.55 is the source of this 3231-nucleotide messenger RNA. RefSeq names its product NPL4-domain-containing protein. Gene Ontology annotation, molecular function: ATP hydrolysis activity; ubiquitin binding; ATP binding. The record is from RefSeq and is a predicted model, not a curated record. Bases 1 to 3231 code for a protein of 1076 amino acids. The transcript is spliced from 4 exons. Gene Ontology annotation, cellular component: nucleus. NCBI's taxonomy places the organism in Eukaryota, Fungi, Ascomycota, Dothideomycetes, Pleosporales, Didymellaceae. Gene Ontology annotation, biological process: DNA replication; ubiquitin-dependent protein catabolic process.